AUGGUAGAAAAACGAUCAUCAGUCAGAUUCGAACGUGAAGAACAUCAAUUUCGUAUUCGAUUCACAGAUGAAUCUGAUUAUCAGAACAAUACCGAAAGUAUUUUUUCACCAGUUAUUCCAACUGCAGAUGAGAACAUCAACUGGUUGGAUCAGUAUACAAAUGCUCAUCGUAUUGCUGAGGAGAAUAUGAAAUUUAUGUUAACAUGGCUUCUAAAAAUUCCCUUUGUCGAUCUUUUGAAUGAAGUGAAGAUUAACUAUAUUGGUCGAAUAUGUGUUUUUAGUACUGAAAAUGAUCGACUUAGAAUUCAACAAUUCAUCGAUCAUGCUAUAGAAAAGCAUGAUACAUGUUAUCUUAUACAAGCAUACACUGCUAAUACAUCAUUCUUCGGACAACUGAAUACACAUCUUGCUAAACGAGGAUCGACUUUUAGAUUCGAAAGUAAAAUGUUAGAUCGAUUGUGUGAUAAUGAAAUACCUAUGAACUGUGGAGAGUAUAUCUUUGCUGCAUGUCUUAUUCAUCAUCCGUCUGUCGAUCCAUUUUAUCGUGCAUGUGCUCUAACAUAUCGAGGUAUGAAUUUAAAUCAAAGCGAUCUAGACCAAUAUGUUCCAGGUGCUCGUAUUCUUACUCGUUCUUUUCUUUCGACAUCAAGACGACCCGAAGCGGCAUGUUUAUUUCUAGAUUUCAUCACUGGACUAAAACGUCCCGUUCUAUGUGUUUAUCAUAUCACGCAAUCACAAACUGCAUUGCAUAUCAGUGACGUGAGCGAUUUUCCUGAAGAAGAGGAAGUACUCAUUCGACCGUUUGCUGCAUUUUAUGUCAGUAAAGUGGUUAUCGACAGUUUCAAAUGCGAGAGUGGAGGUAAAGCUACACAAAUCUUUCUCGAUGAAGUACCAUCAAGUACUGAACGAUGGCAAACGAAUAAUAAUCAAUCAGACGAACAGAAUUUAACGGAUUUCUACGAUAGCCAAGGUCGAUUGAUCAGUAUUAAUGAAUGUUUCUCUCGUUCAAGAAAGAAAAACACAUCUCUACUCAUUGAAAAUGACAAACAAAAAAUAGACUCGAAUUAUAAAUCAUGGAAUUCAUUAUUAGAAAAAAAUAGUAAGAUAAUUGUAGAGAUUUUGCCCAUGUUAUCACAGCACGAAGACGGAAUUUCACGACAUUCACGUUACUUCGAGUCCAUCAAAUAUUUCUUCACACAAUAUUGUCUAGCAGAAUAUAGUAUAUGGACACAACCUUUAUUAGAACAAUUGUAUGAAAUAAUGCUCACAAUCAAGAAAUUACUCGAAGACAAGCAAAAUGGAAAGAAUUAUGAUGCAAAUUACCUUCAAGUAUUGUUUGCACGUGUUGAACAACGAUCAAGAAAUAUUGACUAUGGAAUUAAUUUUAAAGAGGAUGAACCGUUUAUUAUUAAACAACUCGAAUAUGAAACUGUCCUUGAUCAACGUCGAAAGCAGAGUGAUGUAUCUAAAUCGUUAUCUGCACUCAAUGAGCGCUGCUUUGAUCAAUGUUUGUCGUAUGUUCAGACGUGUAUUGACCUUCAUUCACAUAUCAUCAUAACCGGUAUCGAUAAAGAUAAUGUUGAAUAUCUUGCUACUCAGUUAAAUAUAAUGCCAUUAACAACAACUGAAAAAGAAUAUUUGUCUCAAAACUGUAAUCCACUUAUGAUUCCACUACAAAGUUUUGUUACAUUGAAUACUAUAGAUUCAGAUGUAUCAGAUCAUAUCGAUCAACUAUCGUUUGUAGAAAGUAAACGACGCUCUCUUAUUGAUAGUGUCAAUAAACAAAGUUUGGUUAAUGAUAGUCGUGAUCUCUAUCGAUUACUUGCUGAAACACCUUUGUUGCCAUCAUCAGAACUGCAUUCGAGUUCCUCCUUCCUGAAACAAACAAAAUCUAUAAAUAGUAUUACUGAUGUUAUGAAUAAAUAUCGUUGGAUUGUUAUUCUUGGUGAUCCUGGUAGCGCAAAAACAACUCUUACACGUUGGUUGACACUACAAUGUGCAACAAACUUUAUGCAAAAAUACAAAUCUAAUGAUCAAUUAACAGCAAGAGUGCCUAUUCUUGUUCGUGUUGGAGAAAUUGCCAGUGCGCUUGAUCAAAACUCAUCUCUUUCAUUGAUAGAUUAUUUGUGUCAUCCAACAUGGUAUGGUAAAUCGCUUAUACCAAUGAAUAAUGAUAAUGAUGGACGAUUUCUUUGUGAAUAUAUUCGACAUGGUCAUACAUUGAUCAUUCUUGAUGGACUUGAUGAAAUACCUAAUUUUCGACAACGACAACACAUAGUACAAUUGAUUGAAGAAUUUCUUCAAGAAUGGACUGUUUGUCCAGUUACAUUUAUCGCACCAUUCGAUAAACCAAUCCUGAAUGAUUGGGUUUCUCCAUCAUCUUGUUCAACUAUUGGAAAUCAAGUCAUAAUCACAAGUCGUAGUGUUGGUUAUUACAUGUGUCCAAUUGCUGCGGCACGCAUUCCACAUUAUACUCUUGCAUCUCUAAGCUUGACAGUAAUGAACACUUUUAUUGAUCAUUGGUUUUUCAGUGUAUAUUCAUCACUUAAAAUAUCGGAGUUCAAAUCAAAUCAAGCUUUGACUAGUAUUAAUAGAUUAUCCGAUGAAUUGAAAUCAAUACUGACCAGUGAUGAAGAAGUACGAGAACUAAUAUCAAAUCCAAUGAUGCUUGGAGUGUUAUGUACGUUAAUAUUGUUACAAUCAAAUGAAAGUAUUCUUUCUCUUGGAAAACAUCGAAUAUGUCUAUUAGAUACAAUGAGUAAAUUCACGCUGAAAUCAUGUCCACAGACAUCUGAUAGACGAAAUGUUUUUCUACAACUACUCAUUGAUAUUGCUAUCUAUCUACAUGAACAUUCAUCGUCAGGUCUUAUUGAAGAACUUGAUACGAAAAGUAUUCUGCGAAGAUCAGUUAAUCAUAAUGAAGAUAUUGUCAAUGAUUUUGUCAAGAGAAUCGAUACUGAAGUAUAUCUAUUUGUUCCUCGUGGCUUAUGUAUUUAUGGUUUUUCACAUUUAAUGUAUGAAGAAUAUUACGUGUGUUUGCAUCUUCUAACACUUGAAGAGAAUCACAAAGAUGAUAGUCGCUGGGAAUGUAUUGCUAAUCAGUUUCAUCAUUAUGUUUUUCGUGGUGCACGACUACGUGAACCAUUAGUUUUAGCACUAAGUUACAUUAGUUGGCAAUGGUCAGAAAUUGAUUUUAAUUCAUUUUGUAAUUGUUUGUUACAUAAGAAAGAUAUAAAUCAAUUUAAUGAUCUUAUACCAAUUGGAGCUAUUUGUCUUUUAAUCUCAAUACACGAUCUUGUGCGUUUGCCUUCGACAGAAAUUUUACAAACUAUAUUGAAUCAAUGUAUAAAAGCGACUUUAACUAAUAAAUGGUUUGACAACUUUCCUGCAUUUGUUGAAAUAUUGAAAACAGCGAUAAAUAGUUUACCAGUUACAUUCGUUCAUGAAUGGAUGAUUAGAAUUGCGAAAGAUAUGAUUACGACUAUUGGUGAACUUGUUUUACAAAUGGGUACUUUACCACUUUGGUUUGAUCAAUAUAUUUGUGAUCAUAUGUGGAAUCAACUUGUAUCAACAAAUUAUCGAUUAAGUUGUUGUUUAUUUCCAGUGAUUUCUACCAAUGACAAUAUAUUAUUACCUAGAAAUGAUCUUUGUCAUUAUAUGAUUAAUAAUAACAUAAAAGUUGACCAAAUUCAUCCAUUAAUUCUUUCAAUUAUUAUUUGUCUUUGCGGAGGCUUGAGUAGAUCCAAAAAUGCUGAGAAUAUUAUUGACUUUUCCCCAGAAUUUAUGCAUCGUAACUCUGAUUAUACAUCAAUCCUUAUCCAAUAUCUUCACUCCGAUCCUCAAACACUGUUAAAUUAUUGUCAUCAUGAGAUUUCGUUACAAUCAUUUUAUCCAUCCAUUGAUCUUCUUGUAAUGUGUUCUUGUCUCGAAGGUUGUAAAGAUGAAUGGUUAACAUGGUCAUUAAUCCAACAAUUACAAGAUUUUGCCAUUUAUAUUUGUAGUAUUUAUUUAGCGAAAGAUAAACCGAAUAAUAUCUUCAGACCUAAUACAGAACAAAUUAUAUUGUUAUUAACUUCACUAAUUAAUUGUACUGAUCAGGAUACUUCAGGUAAUUCUCUAACGUCAUUUAUUAUUAUUGCACUAUCCCGUAUAUUAUUAAUUCGUGACAAAGAUUUUAAAACGAUUAAUUUACCAUAUGAAAUAUCUCAUUUGAUUGAAUCACAAUUAAAUAGUGAAUUAUUCAUUUUAUCUCGAUCAUCUCAACCUGAUCAAAUACCAAUGGUAUUUCGUCGUUUAUUAUCAUCUCAAUGUCUAUCAACUUCACAAUGUAUUUUUUUAUCAGCAGCAUAUAUAAUUGAAUUAGCUAUUGAUGCUUAUGAACGAUGGUGUAAUAUAGUUCCAUCCAUAUUUACUGAAAAUAAUAUUUACGAAAUAUUAACAUUUGAAAUAGCUCAAUGGAUCAAUACACGAAUACAAAUAGCAAAUGACGAAGAAUGUCGUCGACUUAGUCAAUCUUUAUUCAAAUGUAAGACAUUUAGUGAUAAUAAAACAUGUCAAAUUCUUAUUGAUUGGCUUUCAUUCAUUGAUAAUCCAAAUCUUUAUCAAUUUUCUUAUCAUGCUGCAUUUCUUCUUUUCAAUAUCAAUUCAAAUGCCACAAAAAUAUGUUUUCAAUUGUUAGGAAAUGAACUCGAUGAUUUUCGUCGUCGAUCUAAAGAACUCAUCAAUCAAAAUAUUAUAUCAAGUGGGCAUUUAGGACACGAAGGAUUGAAAUCUCUUGUUUAUAUCAGUCAUAAUUGGACACCUACGAUAACACUUUAUUCUCUUGAGUCGUUCGAUAAGAGUCGAUUACGUCUGACACACAAGUAUCAUUUAAAUUCUUUAUUUGAUCUACUAGAAAAUAUAGAAAAUACUAAUAUAUUGAGAGCAUUUUCAUUUAUAUUUGAUCCACCAAUUCAAGUUGAUUUUAUUACACGAUUAGAAAAAUGUCAUGCUGCAACAGAGGAUUCUAUCGUUACUGCAUUAAUCAUUUUUUCGCGUACAAAAGGCAAAUGGAAUAAAUUUGAAGUCAAUCGAGGUAUUGCUAUUGUUGUUCACUUACUGAAUCAAUAUACAAGUUCAAAUAAAGUGAGUAGUGCAGCGCUAUCUGUUUUUAUAAGAUGGAAGUCUUAUAAUUAUAUCAAACAUAUUAUAAUUCAAAAUUGUUAUCCUGAAAGUACACGUAUUCAUGCCAUACGAUGGUUAUAUAGGAAAGGUAGAUGUAAAAGCCGAUGGCAGUUACUUGCAUGUAUCACAUCGACAUCGUCAUUGUCAUCUUCUAUUAUCGAUGCAGCUUGGGAGGGAAGAAUUUGGUCACAAUGCCUAUGUUUAACUUACGAUAAUCAACAACCAUCAGUGAAAACUCUCUUAGAUUAUUGUUCUAACGAUCAUUUAAGAGUUUUUCGCAGUCUAAUAGCAUUACAAUCCGAUCGUACAGAUGUAUCAUGGAUAGAUGAUUGUGGGAUGGUACAUCGAAUAUUUGGAGAAUUUUAUACUGAAUAUAAAUUUGAAACUAUGGACGCUGUAUUUGUUUAUACUAUUUGUAUCAGUUUAAUAAAUGCUCAAAAUAAUCCAUCCUCAACAUUAUGGGAUACGAACCUCUUACUUGCAGCUGAGUAUAUUAAAAAACGCGAAGUCGAGUUUUUUCGUGCUAUUCAAAAUAGCAUACUGGGAGAACAAGACUUUAAAAAGGCGCUUUAUAUCAUCAGCAAACAGAAUGGUGUACGACGACGAGUAGCCAUCCUGAAUUUACUUGUUUAUUAUGGAGAAUUAACGAUGGAGACUGCUCAAUUGUUUCUUAAUAUGUGCUUUGAAACAUAUUAUCACCAACAAAAUGCUUAUAACUUGAUAUGGCGUUUAAGACGUGUAUCGAAUAGACUUGUUAGUGAAUAUCUGUUAGAGAAACUGAAAACUGAAUCAUUGCAGCAACGUUACAUAGCGGCUCUUCUCCUUGUACAAUUAGCUGUGAAUGAUCAAAUAUCAAUAAAUACAGUCUCCAUAUGUAUCCGAAAUACUAUUAAUGAUCCGAUAUCAGCUAAUGAUGUUUAUUUGACUUCCAUGUUGUUCACUACUAAUAAUUCUUACAUGACUGAACCUUAUCGACGAGGACGUCUAGAUCAAGCACUUACUACUUUACUCAUGCAAUUCACAUCUAUUGCUGGACAGCCUCUCACCCAAGAAUAUAAACCAUACAAACAUUACAAUCAGAUCACAACAACAUCAUCAUCAACCACAUCAACAACAUCGUCAUCAUCAUCAUCAACCACAUCAUCACCAUCAACAACAUCGUCAUCAUCAUCAUCAACCACAUCAACCACAUCAACAACAUCAUCAUCAUCAUCAACAACAUCAUCAUCAUCAACAACAUCAACAACAUCAACAACAUCCUCAUCAUCAACAACCACAACAUCCUCAUCCUCAUCAACCACAACAUCAUCAACAACAAUAACUACAACAAUUUCAACAACAACUACUACUACAGCAACAACAACAACUACUGCUGCUACUACUACUACUACUACAACAGCAACGACAACUACUACUACUACUGCAACAACAGCAACAACAACUACUGCUACUACUACUACUACAACAACAGUAACAACUACUACUACUACUACUGCAACAACAACAACCACUACUCCACCUUCUUGCAGUACUGCUUGUUGUGGUACUACUACUACUUGUAUUCCUUGUCUUAAUGACAAUAAUAAUAAUAACCUUGCUUACUGUUAUCACAUUGAUUAUAGUGGUGUUUCUUAUUCUGCUGAUUUUCAUAAUAACAAUGAUUGUACUGCUGCUGCUAAUGCUUAUGCUAGUGGUAGUAGUGGUUAUGAUGCUUUUUUUAAUAAUGGUGGUACUGAUUUUUAUGAUUGUGAUACUGGUGUUGGUACUGUUGUUGGUUAA
Molecule: messenger RNA, 6942 nt
Organism: Adineta steineri
Lineage: Eukaryota; Metazoa; Rotifera; Eurotatoria; Adinetida; Adinetidae
Source: the annotation of a GenBank genome assembly